AAUGGACUGGAAACGAUGCGCCCUGCAGGCGGAUGCAGCAGGCCAUAACGCUGCGCCUUGUCCAGCUGUUUGGACGUCCCACGCGGGUGGGUAGGGAUGAGCGUGGCAGCACGGCCGCCCCCCCAGCCAACGACUACAACAUCCCUCGACCAGCUCGGCAGCCUGCUCAUGCGACAGCCCUCCUGUCGCGCCCACAUCCCCAUCGCAUGAGAGCAAGCUACCCCCGGGUGGAACUGCGCUCGAGCGCGGCCCGCAGAGCCAGCAGUGAUGUCGUUCGGCUUCAGUCCCUCUGAUGUUGUGAAGCUUGUCCAGGUUUCGACGCGUGUUUAUCUCGCAUUCAAAGAUGCAAACGACAAUUCCGAGACGCAGGUGUCGGGACUCGUGCGCGAGUUCAGCUCCUUCCAUCAGUGUCUGCUUGAGCUCAGUGAGCUGAUGAACGAAUACGGAAAACCACUGCCCUUUCCAUAUCUUGACUUCCAAGAGACUCUUCAGCGAUGCGAGGAAACAAUAGAGCCAUACGCGAAUCAUCUUGUGGACAGAAAGAUGAGCAUGAAGAAGUUCGUGUAUACCAUCCGGUACAUUGGCAAAGAGAAGGAGAUCGCAAAUUUGAGAACCGUGAUAAUGGGUCAUUACCAGGCCCUGCAGAUGUGUACUUCGUUCCUGCAACUGCGCUUGCACUUGGAGGCGACCAAGCAAACCCAAAGACUACUGGACCUCGCACCGUUCCGCAGUGUCAGUUUCGGUGGCCACGCGUACACGACAAACACUAUCGGUAGCUCUUCACGAACCGCGCCCAAUGCCCUGCCCGCCCCGUCAGAAGCCGAUCAGCUGUAUAAAGACUGGCUAAUCUUCAGUCGAUGGCUAAAGAACGAGGACGAGCGUCUGGCAAUCGAAAAUGGAAGCUCGGCGCGGCCGUCGUCCUGGGGUGCAACACCUGCAGCAACACAGAACGGGGACGAGCAAACGGCAGCAGUGCUUUAUCACCUGAGAAGAGAGCUCGAGGACGCGAUAAUGAUCGAAGAGAACCGUGCGAAGAGAUUGGCCAUAGAAAGGAGGACCAAUCUUGCGCCUAGCGACGCCAUCCGCCAGGAAAUGAGGAAUCUGCCGCACAUUCCUCAGAGGACCGGCACCAUACAGACACUCAACUCUGAUUCCAUGGCAAGUUUGGCGGGACUUGACGCCCGUAACUCUAUGGGCGACUCGAUGCAUACCUUGCGGCCUAGUCUCACCACGCCUUCUCCAUGCGCUUCGCCAACUGGCAGCCCUCAGGUUCCGCAGUCAUACUUCGAUACUGUCGACUGGGGUUCUGUUUCCGAGGCCCCAUCGUCACCGGGAGCGCGUACUUCAUCCAUGUCGAGCUUCAGCCAGUCGCCAGAAUCUCGCCGAUCAGCUCCUGGACUAGGCAUUAGCACAGCGGGAACCACACCCGAAGAUGCGGCACGACCUCUACGCCGGAAGCUCUCAGCUGCUUCAUUGUUGAGUAUUGCGUUGGGCCCUGGGGCUUUGCAAUGGAACAAACUGUGCCGCAAGGCUAUGGUCGAGCGAGUGACUGCGCAAGGAUCCGAGAGCAGAGAGUGCGAUCUCCAUUGGCGCUAUCGAGAGGACGCGGGGAUCUCAAUCCGCUCCGUUUAUCGUUCUGGAACCAGCAAGGAGGUCAAGGUCUGGAUCACCCAGCAUUUCCCCGCAACCGGGCCUAGCAUUCCCUUGACAACGUCGUUCCCUGAUGGAGAUGUGGCAAUCGACUUCCCCAGGCACUCACAUGGAAGACUGGAGAAAAGGUGCAUAGACGUCAAGUAUUUGAUGUCCGAGGCAGCGUCAAGUGACAAACUGCAGACGUUGCUGUAUACAAACAACGGUAAAGAGGGAGCGGAGCUGUUGUACGACCGCCCAGUAUUGAGCAUAUCGUCCAACCUCAACAAACCAGAAUGUCGAGGCAAGAACUUGAGGUUGUGGAGGAAGACUGAAGUGCGUGUGGGACCGAAUGGGUUGGAGUCAGCCGACGUCCUCAUCCUGCUGUUUUACACUAGCGCGCUUCCAGGCGAGAAGGCGCACUGGGUGGAAGAGCCACACUACGUGUUCCAAUGGCUCGACGAGUCGGCAUACAGCAAGAGCUCGGAUAAACUGCAGCUCGUGUUCUCCAAAGAGCCAGGUAAGUGGACUCGGGAUAAAGUGUUCCAGCGGCGGAAGUCGUCCAAGUCGUCUGAGCAAGAAGGGGACAGCGGAAGGCCAGGCCUGAGCCGUGCAGGCACGAGGAGCUCCAUCGUGUCGUCAUCAGCGGUCAGCGUCACGUCGGUGAGAUCUUCCAUCUUCAGCAGUGGACAGAGAAAGGGAGCAGCAGCCAAUUUGAAUCGCUUUGGCUAUUCGGAGCUUGAGGUCAAGUUUCAGAGCAAGGCCGAUCGCGGUGCGUUUCUGGAGAUCUGGAAGAAGUAUGUGAAAGGACUCGUAUAGGCCGAGAGCCAACAUCGGCCAAGAAGACCGAGUUGGGGUCGCCUGAUCAAGGUGGUGGACGAUGCAGGGUACGACUGGUGUUGGCGGUUGGAGUGUGGAGCCCCCGCACGUCGCUGGGCAAGGCACUUCAAGCACGACGCAACACGAAAACCGUAAAGAUAGAAUUAGCGCGUUUGCAC
This is a messenger RNA of Paraphaeosphaeria sporulosa, 2627 nucleotides long. RefSeq lists its product as uncharacterized. The transcript is spliced from 3 exons. The coding region runs from base 268 to 2448 and encodes 726 amino acids. NCBI's taxonomy places the organism in Eukaryota, Fungi, Ascomycota, Dothideomycetes, Pleosporales, Didymosphaeriaceae. The record is from RefSeq and is a predicted model, not a curated record.